Nothobranchius furzeri (turquoise killifish) is the source of this 1483-nucleotide messenger RNA. It is a transcript of the gene stn1, whose product is annotated as STN1 subunit of CST complex. Gene Ontology annotation, cellular component: CST complex. The record is from RefSeq and is a predicted model, not a curated record. Gene Ontology annotation, biological process: telomere capping. Gene Ontology annotation, molecular function: single-stranded telomeric DNA binding. Lineage: Eukaryota; Metazoa; Chordata; Actinopteri; Cyprinodontiformes; Nothobranchiidae.
UAGCCCACCGACGUUAGCUAGCUUCAAGCAGACGGGUCCAGUUGCUGGAAGGAAACUAGAAUGUUAUGACUUGUUUUGUGUUCAUGAUGAGAUGCAGGCAGCUACGAUGGACCCGGCAGAAGAGCCCCCUUCCAUGCUGUGGGGACUGGACCCGCUCUUCUCUGCAUUUGCUCGGUUAUAUGUCAAAGAUAUCCUACAGAUGACAGAGUCCAUCCAGGUACCAGGUAUUUACUUCUACAACCGGCAUCCAAUCUACAAAGUUGAUGUUCUUGGAACGGUGGUUUAUAAGAAGGAGAGGGAGGACUUCUUCUGUUACGGAGUGGACGACGGAACCGGAGUCAUAAACUGUCUGUGCUGGAAAAGUCAGCUCCUGAAGCCGGAAGAAGAUCCCAUUAAAGCUGGUGUAAAGCCCAGUGACGUGGGCCAAGGAGGCUUCAACCCAGUCGCUGAGCUAAAGAAACUCCGACAAGCCCAGCAGGAACGCCGCCGCCUGGAGCUCGGAGAGCUGCUCCGGGUACGAGGUCCAGUAAAGACAUCAAGGCAGCAGAGAGAAAUCAUGGCCUCCACCUACUAUAGAGUGGAUGAUCCGAUGAUGGCGGUGCAGAUAGAGUGGAUGAUGGAGGUUCCUCAGCUCUACAGAGAGUUCUAUGACAAACCGUUGCUUCUGAAGUCCGAAGGAGCUGCAGGAAUCUCGACAGAAACGCCGUUAAGCAAGGCAGCAAACAUCAUGAGGCGAUUCCUGGACCAGAAGUCUGUGACCAGGUUCAGAACUUAUGAUGUCCAGGAUCUCCUGGAGCCUCUGAUCUCCAACAAACCACCGUCUGCAGACGAGAAUUCCGUCGCCGGUCCGUCGGCCUGCCGGCAGCUUCAGCAGCUUCUUAAAGAGGUCCUGAAAACGCUGCAGGACGAGGGCCUGGUCUACCAGCGGGCCAAGUCCCAGGAUGAGGUCUACUAUGUGACUACGGGGGACAAAGAUCUCCUCGUAGCUGUCAAAGACAUCAUCAGAGAAGACUCCAAGAAGAAUAAGUACGCAGAGAAGGGCUGCCAUGUCCUGCACAUCCUGUCUGCUGUCAGGCAGCGCCACAGCCUGAACGUGAGCCGAGCGGCUCUGGAGCUCGUCCUAAAGGCGCUGGAGUGCAGCAGUGACAUCAUCAGCACCAGUGACAACAGCUACACGGCGUUUUAGCCCUCUCCCACCCCGACAUGCAUGAGCCGGAGCCCUCGGCUCUGUUUGUAUCAAACCUUCUUCUGAGAGGAUGGCUUUCAGAUAUGAGGGAACUUUUAAAUAAAUAAAACCAACAGAUGUUUGGAUCAGCUGGUUCUGAAGCCUCAAAGCUAAAAGAAACUCUCCUGGGUCUUUAUUAAGCCCCACCUUGCUGGUUUUAUCUGCCAUAUGUGCAGCUUGUCCUUUAAAAUGUAAAUUUUAUUUUCAUUUUUGAGAAAAUAACAAAGGUGCCAAAAGGUAGUGAUCCCCCCCCCCCCC